AUGGAGAAUGGGAGUAGGGAAGGGUAUAGAUUAAGGGGAAAAGGUGGAUCUGUGAAUGGGAUUCUCGGCUGGGUUUUAACCAUGGGAAGAGAGGUGGGAGGUGCUGUUGCAGUCAACUUCAUUCAGAGCCGAUUUCAAAUAACCCUUGUCCCAAAUUUUACAGAAAGUAACAAUCGACUUUCUGGUUCAAUUCCAGCAUCUUUUGGAAACUUGACAUCUCUUACUCUACUUCGUUUGUAUAGCAACGGUUUCACCGGUUUAAUUCCUGCGUCUUUGGGAAACUUGAGAACUCUUAUUGAACUUGAUUUGAGUGAGAAUAAUCUCAUCGGCUCAAUUCUUGUGUCUUUGGGAAACUUGACAUCUCUUGCAGUUCUUCAAUUGUUUAACAACAAUCUCAAUGGUUCAAUUCCUGCUUCUUUUGGAAACUUAAGAUCUCUUACUGAACUUGAUUUGAGUGAGAAUAAUCUCACCGGUUCAAUUCCUGCGUCUUUAGGAAACUUGACAUCUCGUACUAAACUUAAUUUGAUUGACAAUAGUGUCACCGGCUCAAUUCCUGCGUCUUUGGGAAACUUGACAUCUCUUAUAGUUCUUCAAUUGUUUAACAACAAUCUCACUGGUUCAAUUCCUGCGUCUUUGGGAAACUUGACAUCUCUUUCUGAUCUUAAUUUGAUUGACAAUAGUCUCACCGGCUCAAUUUCAGCAUCUUUGGGAAACUUGAGUCUCACUGGUUCAAUUCCGGCGUCUUUUGGGAAUUUGACCAAUCUAGUUUAUAUUGGUCUUCAUUACAACCAAUUGUCCGAUCAAGUACCUCAGGAAAUCAGCAAUUUUACAAAAUUGGAAAACUUGCAACUUGGAAUUAAUCAUUUUAACGGGUAUUUACCACAACAUAUAUGCAAAGGUGGUUAUUCAAUACUAGAAAUUUUUUCUUUAUCUAGUAACCAUUUCAUAGGCCCGAUACCCAAAAGCAUGACAAAUUGCACUAGCCUAAUAAGAGUCCGGCUUGAUAAUAACCAUCUCAUCGGAAACAUAUCAGAAGUCUUCGGUGUUCACCCCAAUUUAACUUACGUCAAUCUGAGCAACAAUCAAUUGUUUGGCGAAGUUUCACAGAAUUGGGGGAAGUGCCUACGAUUGACAAACCUCAAAAUCUCAGGAAAUAAGAUUUCUGGUCAAAUACCACCCGAGCUUGGAGACUCAACUCUAUUGCAAGGACUUGACCUUUCUUCCAAUCUCCUGGUAGGCCAGAUUCCAAUAAGAGAAAUGGAGAGGCUUAGCUCUUUGCUAAUACUAAAGCUGAACGAUAAUCAACUCUCUGGCACCGUACCAGCUGAGGAUGUUGGAUUGUGCUCCAAACUUCAACAACUUGACCUGUCAAUGAACAAUCUAAGUGGAUCUGUUCCAAAUCAACUAGGAAAAUAUUGCACGAAUCUUCUUUACUUGAAUUUGAGCAAGAAUAGAUUCAGCGGAAGCAUUCCAGUUGAAUUGGGAAAUUUAGUUUCCCUACAGAUACUAUUGGACCUUAGCGGUAACUUGUUCACAGGAAAGGUCCCUCCGCAGCUUGGAAGCUUGGACAAGCUAACAAAUUUAAAUCUCUCUCAUAACAAGUUGCUCGGUUCUAUUCCUUCUACUUUCGCUAAAAUGCUCAAUUUGAUAACCAUUGAUGUAUCCUACAAUGAGUUAGAGGGUCAUUUACCUGAUAAUCAUGCCUUUCGAAAUGCUCCAAUGGAAGCUUUCAUUCACAAUAAAGGUUUGUGCGACAAUGCCACAGGUUUGCGACCUUGCAAUAUUUCUAAGCUAUCCCCAAAUAAAGAGAGCCACAAAGCCAUCCUUCUUAUGAUCGUAGCAGUACUACUAUUUCUUCUAUUUGCAUUUCUUGGGACUUUUUGGUUUUUCGAUCGUUGGAGGGAGAGAUGCUUAGAAGAGGAGAACCCAAUUACAAACCAACAACAACAUAGAGAUGUGUUUACAAUAUGGAACUAUGAUGGGAGGAUAGCAUACCAAGACCUCAUUGAAGCAACUGAGCAGUUUGCCCCAAAUAUUGCAUUGGCACCGGAAGACAUGGAAGUAGCUGUCAAGAAGUUCACCUUUUCUUCUUCAGAUGAUGACGACGAGAUUUCAGAUCCAGAAACUUUCAGAAACGAAAUUCAAAUGAUGACAGAAGUGCGACAUCGAAACAUCGUAAAGUUGUAUUGUUUCUGUUCACAUGUGAGGCACUCAUUUUUGGUUUAUGAAUAUGUGGAGAGAGGAAGCUUGGCCAAGAUCCUUAGCAUAGAUGAAGAAACGGUAGGAUUGGAUUGGAGUAAAAGGAUUAACAUUGUUAAAGAACUUGCUUACACAAUGAGGGUGAUUGAAAAAUGUGAUGUUUAUAGCUUUGGAAUAGUAACAUUGGAAGUGAUAAUGGGAAAGCAUCCCGGAGAGCGUAUCUCCACUUUGCCAUCAUUAUCCUCUAUUGAGCAAAACAUAUGGUUGAAAGAUAUAGUUGAUCAGCGCAUCUCAACUCCCACAAAUCAGGUUGUUGAGAAAUUGAUUUCUCUUAUGAAGCUGGCAUUCUCUUGUUUGCAUGAAAAUCCACAAUCUCGGCCAACCAUGCAAUAA
Molecule: messenger RNA, 2592 nt
Organism: Telopea speciosissima
Lineage: Eukaryota; Viridiplantae; Streptophyta; Magnoliopsida; Proteales; Proteaceae
Product: MDIS1-interacting receptor like kinase 2-like
Exons: 5
Coding region: 1-2592 (863 amino acids)
Biological process (GO): protein phosphorylation
Molecular function (GO): protein binding; ATP binding; protein kinase activity
Source: RefSeq, a predicted model, not a curated record